Messenger RNA from Galendromus occidentalis (western predatory mite), 573 nucleotides. RefSeq lists its product as uncharacterized. The coding region runs from base 1 to 573 and encodes 190 amino acids. The transcript has a single exon. NCBI's taxonomy places the organism in Eukaryota, Metazoa, Arthropoda, Arachnida, Mesostigmata, Phytoseiidae. The record is from RefSeq and is a predicted model, not a curated record.
AUGAUAUGCGAAGACCUCCUACCAUUUUCGUUCGUCGAAGGCUCGGGUGCCAAGAGAUUCUUCGUCCGUCGGGGUAUCGUUCCGACUUUGUCCGAUUUGCCGGUUCGCAGUACGAUCUCCAGAGGCGCUCUGAAUGACGUCUACAACACACUCAAGGAAAUUGUGAUGGAAAAGCUCCCCAAGGACUCCGCGUUUCACGUGUCGACUGACACUUGGACUGACCGCUAUCGUCAGCUCCCCUACAUAGCUAUCGUCGUGCAUUAUUUGACCGAGAACUUUGAGUUGAUGUGCGUUCCUCUGAAGACCGAUUUCUUCCCUGGCCCACAUACGGGUCCAGCUAUCUCAGAAGAAAUCAGGGCCACCCUGAAAGACUUCAAUUUGAAUGGAAGCUUCAUGUUCGCGGCAGUCUCAGAUUCUGCUAGCAACAUGACUCGGGGGUUGAAAGAAUUCAUUCACAUCCGAUGCGCCGAUCAUCGUAUGCAUCGUGCUCUCACGGCCGAUUUUUAUAAAACCGCCGCUGGCAAGAGAGUGCUUCAGCUGCGUUGCAGUCUUAUGAAAAUGAUCGUCGUCUGA